AUGGGGAAGCCUGCGCGUUACGAUAUUGAUGCGCGCCCGGUGGCGCAUUCAGAAGCCAUUGUUGCAGGCGACAAGUACCGGUUCACCAUCCUUACAGAUGGCCUCCUACGAUUCGAGUGGUCCGAGCAUGGCAAAUUCGAGGACAGAGCGUCGACCUUUGCGGUCAAUCGAAAGCUGGCUGUGCCCGACUUUUACGUGUGGGACCGCGGCCAUGGCAUAGAGAUCGUCACGAAACGUUUCCACGUAAUAUAUGACAAGAAGAAGUUCAGCGCCGAGGGGCUCAAGAUCAACCUCAAGGGCAGUGUUACGGGGAGCUGGACGUACGGGCAGGAUGUCUCGAACUUGGGUGGUACCACGCGCACGUUAGACAUGGUCAAUGGCAGGACAGAGCUGGGACCUGGUGUGCUGUCGAGAGAUGGCAUUGCUGUCUUGGAUGACAGCAAAUCCAUGCUGUUCGAGAAAGAUGGGUGGAUCGCAGGCCGCAGGAACAGCCAAGACAUUGAUUGCUACAUCUUCAUGUAUGGGCGCGACUACCGUGAAGCUGUGAGAGCAUACUACGCCGUUUCGGGGAGCCAGCCAUUGCUACCACGGUACGCCAUGGGCAAUUGGUGGAGUCGGUACCACGCGUACGACGAGAAGGAAUACAUGGAGCUGCACGAUCACUUCAAGAAGGAUGAUGUACCAAUGAACGUGGCUGUCGUGGACAUGGAUUGGCAUCUGGUCCGGAACCUGCCCGACAACAUCAACGGCUGGACAGGAUAUACCUGGAACAAGGAGCUCUUUCCAGAUCCGGAUGCUUUCAUGAAGAACCUGCACGAUCGUGGUAUGAAACUGACCCUGAACCUGCACCCUGCAGAUGGGUUCAGGUGGCACGAAGCUCAGUAUGCCGAGGUUGCGAAAUACAUGGGCAUCGAUCCAGCAAGCAAGAAGACAAUUGAGUUUGACUGCACGAACAGGAAGUUCAUGGACGCUUACUUCGAUAUCGUCCACCACCAGCACGAGGACCGCGGUGUCGACUUCUGGUGGGUUGAUUGGCAGCAAGGCAACACGUCCAAGAUUCCCGGCGUUGACCCAUUGUGGGUGCUCAAUCACUUUCACUUCCUCGAUAGUGGCCGAGGGUCACAAAGACCUUUGAUCCUUUCGCGCUUUGGUGGUCCAGGUGCACAGCGCUACCAGAUUGGGUUUUCUGGCGAUGCCAUCAUCACGUGGGACUCGUUGAAUUUCCAGCCAGAGUUCACAGCCACAGCUUCCAACAUCGGAUACGGGUGGUGGAGCAACGACAUUGGCGGCCAUACACACGGCUACAAGGAUGAUGAACUUACGACGAGAUGGGUGCAGCUGGGUUGCUACUCACCCAUUCUGCGACUGCACUCGGACAACAACCCCUUCAACACCCGAGAACCGUGGCGCUUCAACGAAGAGAGCCGAGUCAUCAUGGAAGAUACUCUCCGCUACCGCCACCGACUGAUUCCCUACCUAUACACAAUGAACGCCCGCUCGGCAUCAGAUGACGAGCCGCUUGUUCAGCCCAUGUACUGGGACUACCCCGAGGAGGACUCAGCCUACAACGUACCCAAUCAGUUCCGUUUUGGUAGCGAGUUGAUCGUUUCUCCAAUUACCCAGCGCCGCGAUGACACCACGCACCUCGGCGCAUCAAAGCUCUGGCUCCCAAGCGGCCGCUACGUCGACAUCUUCACUGGCGUGGUGUACAAUCGUAAGGGCGAGCUGCAAGUUCACCGCCCUCUCCACCAAACCCCCGUGUUUGUCCGUGAAGGCGCCAUUGUACCUCUCGACGGUGCUUGGCGACCCAAGAGCGGCUCACCCAACCCUGAAAGCUUGGAGAUUCUCCUGGCAGUCGGUGCGGAUGGCUCCUUUACGCUUAUCGAAGACGAUGGUACAGGCUCGCAGGUCGACGAUGGCGGGUUCAGGAUGAUCGACGAUGAAGGUGUCGAAGCGUCUGCAGAUAAGACAGUGCACUUCAGCUACACUCCCAUCACAUACAAGCAGUCUACUGGUGUUCUCAAGAUUGGCCCAACCAGCCCGUCCAAUCCUGCUAUUCCCAAGAGCCGGACUUGGAAGAUCCGCCUCCUCGCUCACACCCCAGCUCACGGUGCUGAGAUACGAUGCAUCACCACCUCUCCCAGCACCAAGCGCAACGCCAAACCCCUCAGCUUCACAACAACCCACGAGUCGAACGGCACAGUCAUCACGCUUGGGUCCAUCCCAACAGACAACUCCUGCAUCAUCGAGCUUGGCUCUGCCUCAUCAUCUGGCCCGCAGUUGGACAUUGUCGACCCGAACCCAAAGAUCUGGGACAUGAUCGACAAGGCCUGGAUCAAGAUGGACCAGAAGUGGGAUAUCUGGAACUGCGUCAACAACAGCGAGCCGGUACUCAACAAGGUGCGGGCGCUGAGCAACAGGGGACUGAAGCAGGAGCUGCUCGAUGCAAUUCUGGAGCUCUUGCUUGCUGAUGAACGGUAUGCUGGGGCAGGAGACGAGGAGUAG
Messenger RNA from Ascochyta rabiei, 2505 nucleotides. RefSeq lists its product as uncharacterized. The record is from RefSeq and is a predicted model, not a curated record. Gene Ontology annotation, molecular function: alpha-glucosidase activity. The coding region runs from base 1 to 2505 and encodes 834 amino acids. Gene Ontology annotation, biological process: N-glycan processing; carbohydrate metabolic process. Lineage: Eukaryota; Fungi; Ascomycota; Dothideomycetes; Pleosporales; Didymellaceae. The transcript has a single exon.